Yamadazyma jaroonii is the source of this 1440-nucleotide messenger RNA. The record is from the annotation of a GenBank genome assembly. NCBI's taxonomy places the organism in Eukaryota, Fungi, Ascomycota, Pichiomycetes, Serinales, Debaryomycetaceae.
AUGUUGAUAGAUAAGAGGCAUGGUGAUCAUCAUUUCAUCAAUGUGAAAUGGGGUUAUAUUCUCCUAUUCAUAUCGUUGAUAUAUUAUGCUUUUCUAAUCUAUUUGAAUAUUCGAAAUUUCAACCGGUUGUACCUGAAAUCCUCGAUGAAACAUGUGCCACUCAUAAUUCAUGGCAUUAUUUGGCUGAUCAUCUUAAUUGCAACUUUCAUCAGUUUGUUGCAUGAAUUCAAUUGGGGGGCAUUUCUCAAGAGGUUUGGAAGAUUCAGUUAUGUUUUGGUUACCUUGGAUAUACUAUUGGUGAUACGUCCCAAUUUUAUUAAUUAUAUUUACCUAAUAACUACACACAAAUGGAUAUCUCGGUUGAUACUAUUCCUAGGCUCUAUUCACAGUGUUGGGUUCCUUGUAAGAUGGGUUCUACAAGGAGUCUUCUUAACGAAGUUUUUCAAGUGGGAAAACUCAUUAGGUUUUGCCAUAUUUUUGGCUUUUUCGAUCUUAGCUGUAUUUUCUUUAAAACCAUUCAGAAGAAUCAAUUAUGUACUUUUUUAUUUGAUUCAUAAUGUGACUUUAAUAUUAUUCAUAGGGUUGAUAGAUUUCCAUGCAAGACCGGGUGUUGAUUAUCUUACCAUAAUUAACGUAAUCUGUUUGAUUUUCCAGAUAAUGUCCAAAUUCAAUGUAAAUAAGGCAGUCGUCCAUGACUUGAAAACCUUCGGAGAUCUUACAGUCUUAUCUUUCGAAAUGCCUGAAAACUUCCCAUUAACAUUGCCAGGAUCCCAUUUGAGACUUAGUGUAAUGAACUGGUCAAACUAUUUCCUUCCCUCGCAUCCUUUUACUUUUAUUCAAAGAAGUUCCUCAAACAACGAUGUUAGUCCUACUAGUGCCAAUGCUAGUAUGAGUGAAAACGAAGACACGAAAGGCACAUUAGAUUUAGUUAUCAACAAUCGUCAUAGAUUCAAACCUUCACUAAGUCCAUAUCUUGUCUCAUAUCCAUAUAAUUCCAAGUUGAGUUUGAAGUCAUAUGACCAAGUUCUUUUGGUAGUAGGGGGCAGUGGUGUUGGAUAUGCCAUAUCAAUUUUGAAUUAUUAUAGACAAUUCCCCGAGUUCGAUUUAACGAAAAUCAAAACCAUUUGGGUUACAAGAAAUAAGAAAGAUCUCGGAAUUCUCGAUUAUUUCCGAUUAGGUGACGACUGGGACAUUUAUGUAACCAACAGUCCAAAUUAUACUACCAGCCAAGAGGGCGAAGAAAGUAGAGCUGAUGAAGUAGAAAUGGAACUACUCACUAACGAAGAUAAUGUUCGUCCUUUCAAAGAUGGUCGUCCCUUACUCACAAGUUAUCAAGGAGAUUUAUUGAUAUGCUGUGGGCCAGAGACAUUAAUAGAUGAGUGUGGCAAAUUGGCCAAGGAUAGAUCCAUUAGUUUCGUUCAUGAAUUCUAUGGGUUUUGA